GAACAUACAGACUGGUCAUUAUUGAAGUUCCUCAAGUACAGAGCGGAAGGCGAUGAUUUUACUUAUGAUAGAAGAAAGGAGCAUAUGUUGUAUAAAGCUAAUCUGAACCUAUUAGCAAGGACCAAGGAACAUGCUCAAGCUAUAAAAUAUCUCUCUAAUUUUGAAAAUGAGAAGGCUUCCGUAAGCAUAGACAACUUCUGGAUGUCAGUUGAUAAUAGAUUCAGUAAUGAAAAACAGAAACACAUAGAGACUGGCUAUGAUCUAACUUUGGCUGAUGAGGUGACCCAGCAGAUGAAGACUUACAUAAGAUCAACUACUACCAGAGUUACCAAAAGAUUUUUGGACAGCCGUGAAACAAGCUCACCAAAACGGUCAACAAGGAGAAAACGGGACAUUGAGGAUGGUGAAAAUGAGACACAGAUGUAUCAAGAAAACCAAGAAAUAAUUACAGACAUUGGGAAUAAUCCACUUUAUGUAACUGAACACAUUGAGAAGAAUGAA
This is a messenger RNA of Paraglomus occultum, 501 nucleotides long. Lineage: Eukaryota; Fungi; Glomeromycota; Glomeromycetes; Paraglomerales; Paraglomeraceae. The record is from the annotation of a GenBank genome assembly.